Seminavis robusta is the source of this 2973-nucleotide messenger RNA. The record is from the annotation of a GenBank genome assembly. Lineage: Eukaryota; Bacillariophyta; Bacillariophyceae; Naviculales; Naviculaceae.
AUGAUAAAGUCCCUACUGCUAACAGUUGGUGUAGUUGUAGUGGUAUCUUCUCUGGUACUACUAGAUGUGGUGCAUGGAUUCCCCACAGGAGCCGGCUCCUGUCCCGGCGGCGUAGCAGCCGUCGGUGGAAUCCACUCGACCAUGCCCACCAUUGAAUCCGGCGAUUUGGAUGACUAUGGUAUUGAGCUGGCUAUUAAUGGGAACACACUGAGUUCGUCGGUACCCUUUCAAGUGGAAAUCGACCAAGAUCACACAUGGGAACUCUACAGUGGAAGCGACGGCUUUCGUGGGUUCUUGUUGCGAUUGGAUGGAGGCAAUGGCAAUAUCGAUACCACUGCGUCGCUGGGCAAUCUACCCGGCAUGGGAGGCAUGGUCCAAGUCGCAGAUGUCUGUACGACACAAGGAGUCGGUGGCGCCACUCAUCGAAGUAAAUUGCUGAAAUCCAGCGUAUCGGGAAGUUUGUUUGUAGGUCAAGAAUCCCGGUCCAUGACGUUGGAUGUCACGGUGGUUGUGGCAAACGCCAAUGGUGUAUCCGAGUACUAUUAUUCUUCGUACACCUUGCAUGCCGUGGGGGUGACCGCCACUGUGACCAAACAACCAACUCCUCGUCCCACCAAACAACCCACAGCACCUACCAAAAGACCCACGGCUCCCGUGACCAACCCCCCGAUUCCGGCUCCCACCAAACGACCUACGGUGCCCACCAAACGUCCUACAGCACCCACCAAACGUCCCACUGCACCAACCAAACGUCCCACUGCACCAACCGAACGCCCCAUCAACAACCCGGCUCCAGUAGCUGCCCCAGUAGUAGGAGAAGACUUCUUUGAACCCACGUAUGGUCCAACCUUUAAUCCGACCUUUAGCGACACUACUAAUCCCCAAGUCAUGGAACCAACUGUUUGGUUUGACGAUGAUGGCAGCGCCGUUUUGGCCCAGGGACCGACGACCGAACCUGUAUGGCCUGAACUGACCAGUGUCUUUCCAACCUGUAGUGAAAACAAUACUUGCAGUGUCUGUGAAGGAGACUGCGAUACCGAUCUAGAUUGUGAAGGUCACUUGGCCUGCUUUCAGCGUGAUCAAUGGGACUAUACGCCUGUCCCUGGGUGCGCGGGAUAUGGACUUAUGGGACGUGACUAUUGUUUCGAUCCUUGGAUCUAUCCAUCCGUCUUGCGGUCGGGGCCAGAAGACUGUACGAGCGAGAGACCUUGUGGAAAGUGUGAGGGGGACUGCGAUGGCGACCAUGAAUGUGCGGGAAACCUCGAGUGCUUCCAUAGAUUCAAUGGAUCCAACGAGACAGUGCCUGGUUGCUACGGAUAUGGAUAUCCUGGAAGAGACUACUGCUUUGAUAGAGCCGACAUGCCGCCCAACCAACCUCAACCGGCAGGGCCGGUCGUGACAACCCCCAUGCCAUCGCCGGAAGGUACUGAUGAAGGAACUCAUGAUGGCACUCAUGAAGGAACAAUUGAAGGAACGUUUGAAGGAACGUUCGAAGGUACGGGCGGAGCCUGUACUUUGGACGUCUUUCAAUGUCCAGAUGGGGACUUUGUGAGCCGUGUGCCACCACAUUGCGAUUUUGCACCUUGUCCAGAAACUGCAUGUCCUCAGGAUGUCUAUGAAUGUCCAUCUGGUGAUUUCGUGGGCCGAGUGCCACCAGAUUGUGCCUUUGAACCAUGUCCAGUGGUUGCCUGUCCCCAGGAUGUCUAUGAAUGUCCAUCUGGUGAUUUCGUGGGCCGAGUGCCACCAGAUUGUGCCUUUGAACCAUGUCCAGUGGUUGCCUGUCCCCAGGAUGUCUAUGAAUGUCCAUCUGGUGAUUUUGUGGGCCGAGUGCCACCAGAUUGUGCCUUUGAAGCCUGUCCAGUGGUUGCCUGUACUUCAGACGUCUUUCAAUGCCCAGAUGGGGAUUCCGUGGGCCGAGUGCCACCAGAUUGUGCCUUUGCACCUUGUCCAGUGGUUGCCUGUCCACAGGAUGUCUAUGAAUGUCCAUCUGGUGACAUUGUGAGCCGGGUGCCGCCAUAUUGUGCCUUUGAAGAAUGCCCCCCAGUUGCAGCCUGUCCACUGGAUGUUUACGAAUGUCCGUCCGGUGACAUUGUGGGCCGAGUACCACCUGAUUGUGCCUUUGAACCAUGUCCAAUGGUUGCCUGUCCACAGGAUGUAUACGAGUGUCCGUCUGGUGACACUGUGAGCCGUGUCCCACCGGAUUGUGACUUUGAAGAAUGCCCGCCAGUUGCAGCCUGUCCGCUGGAUGUUUACGAAUGUCCGUCGGGUGCCACGGUGAGCCGAGUUCCUCCCCACUGUUCCUUUGAAGAAUGCCCACCAAAUGCCGUGUGUGCUGCGGAUGUCAUCCAAUGCCCAUCGGGUGACUACGUAGGGCGAGUGCCACCGAACUGCGAAUUCGAACCUUGCCCGCCCUUGGCGGUCUGUGCACAUGAUGUGUAUACAUGUCCCAAUGGUGGUUUCGUGGGUCGUAACCCCGCCAACAAGUGCGACUUCUUUGACUGUCCGAUCUAUGAGAACAGCGGACCGGCCACGUUGCCCCAACUCCGGGAGACCAGCUGUACACAAUUCUCACCCUGCUCCGAAUGUUUUGGUGACUGCGACUACGAUUUUCAGUGUGCAGACGAUCUCGAGUGCUGGAACCGACGUGCAGGAGAGUUGAGUCGGGUACCCGGAUGCAAUGGGCGGGGCUUGGCUGGUUAUGACUACUGCUACAAGCCCGACCCGCAGUCUCUCCGCCCUCGUGUCCAGCCAUGUUCUGCCGAGAAACCAUGCUUGAAGUGUCAAGGCGACUGCGACGCCGAUGAGGACUGCCAGGGAGGCCUCAGGUGCAUGGUUAGACGAUCAAACAUACCACAGUAUGUCCCUGGCUGCUCGGGAGACCAACACGGAAUAGAUAUCGAUUACUGUUAUGAUCCUGCCGAUGAUACUGGAGGAGGUCAACGCGAGAGGCACCUCAGACGAAGCAGUGCUUAG